This is a messenger RNA of Mesorhabditis belari, 651 nucleotides long. Lineage: Eukaryota; Metazoa; Nematoda; Chromadorea; Rhabditida; Rhabditidae. The record is from the annotation of a GenBank genome assembly.
AUGCAGAGAUUCUUGCUAGCUGCAUCGUUGAUCCUGAUGGGAGUGUUGGCUGGACCGGGUGGUGGACGAGGAGGCUCACUUCCAUUUUUGCAAGGGCUCUCUCAACAACAAAUGCAACAAUAUUAUCAACUCGAUCAGGCACAAAAUAUUACCAAAGCCCAAAUCGAUCAACAAAUCACCCAGUGGGCGUCAAACAUUGGAGGACAGACAUUGCAACUCUACAAUCAAUUCGAGGCAAAUGUUACUCGAUUCAAGAACCAAGUCAAUCAAAACAGGACUCGAAUCUUGCAACAAUUGCCGACUGUCGUCAAUCGACUCCAAACAUUCUUCGACAAUCAACAGAUCACACCAGCUCAAGAGAGGCAACAAGUUCAAGAAUACUUGCGAUCUUUGAACGAUCCAGCUUUGGCGGGAAUCGCAAUGAAAAUAGCAAUGUUGGGAAAGGAAGGACAUGAUGAACAUAUGGGAGGACCAAAAGGAGGAAUGGGAAUGGGUGGAAUGGGUGGAGGACCACGAGGUGGAAUGGGAGGACCAAUGAUGGGUGGACAAGGCGGACAAGGCGGACAAGGCGGAUUUGGACAGGGUGGAAUGAAUGGAAUGAAUGGAAAUAUGGGCAUGAAUAAUCAAGGCCAAAACUUUGGCAACAACAAU